Molecule: messenger RNA, 4171 nt
Organism: Linum trigynum
Lineage: Eukaryota; Viridiplantae; Streptophyta; Magnoliopsida; Malpighiales; Linaceae
Source: the annotation of a GenBank genome assembly
UUGCUUUAGUCGAGGUUUGAUUCAUUGCUUUGUAUCGAUGGAGAACCUCAUUCGAUAGAGGGAAUCUAGUUCAAAAUGCCUUGAUCGGGUGUUCUAGAGAAGGAUACGUCACUCUAGGCAAUUGAUGAUAUGAUCCAAAUUGGCCACUUCUACGAGUCACAAUUACUUGCCAAAGAAGCUAUCGAAGUUGGGAAGAAGAAAGGCAGAAUUUGGCAAAGUCAAAAUCCGUGUUCAGGAUACAUACUUUGGAGGCAUGGUUCUCUCAACUGGCUUGGUGGAAAUUCAAGUUUAAUGGUUUGUUUUACAGAAAAAGUUUCCAUGUUUACAAUGGUAUGCUUUGUGGAUCCAGAAGAUGUGAUUAAGGUUGUUUUCCAAGGCCUCAAAGUUGCUACCUCAAAACUGGAAAACUGCCAGAAAAUGACCAAGGCAGAAAACUGUUUUGUGAAGCCUACUUUGGAACUUAAUUCGAGGAAUAUGGAUCUGAUUCAAGCUCAAAGGCUUCUACAACAUGAAACUAGGUAUAUUUGUGAACAAAGGGAAGGAAUUGGAUGAAGAAUUGGAGUUCGGGAAGGCCUCGAACGAAAGGCGUGAAGUUAGUACGAAAGCUGCAUUUUGACUGUUUGCUGGCAGCUUACUUGCACUUGAAUAAAGAGUUUAAAUCCGAAUUUUGAGUCCUUUUUAGAGUAGAUUUUUACCUUAAUUGUUUCCUAGUUCUAUUAGGGUUGUAUUAGGUUUAUUUGCCUUUAAAUACCUUUCUACUUUCGUUGUAAAACUCAGACUUUGAUUAAUCGAAAUUGAGAACCGUUUGGUUUGUGCAAGUUGCGACUUGUUUUGGGUUUGGUGGAUUCCAAACUUGCUGAGCUUGUGUAUCGAUUGAAUAGUCACUUCAAUCGUGGUCGAGCAACUACCCUUUUAUACCAAUCGAGCUAUCCCCAGGUGUGGAUUUGUCCUUUUGGUUCCGUUUUAUCCAAGUUCGUAUUAAGAACGCUUCGUUCUUGAUUCGAGCUCAAUCGAUUCUUCGAUUGAGUCGUUAGCUGCGUGACUUUGAAAACAUACACCCGUAGGGGCGUAUCAAGUGGUAUUAGAGCCCCGUUCAACGCAGGAGCAAGGAGGAGUUUGACAAUUCUUUUUUUCAGUCUAUUUUUCUUCGCUGGCAGAAUACAGAGGAGUAGAGGAGUUCUCUGACAAGGAGAUGAUGGGAGAACAACAAAUCAACGUCGAGGAGUUAAAGCAGAUGGACAUAUCAUCUUUCCAGCCCCAAUUUGAUCGGAUACAGCGUGGGAUCGACAAGCUGCAGACUGCCAUAGAUAAUCGACUCUGCUUUCCUCCGGAAAAACAAAGGUCGUUUUUUGGUGCGGUCGAUGUGAAGGAAUCUAUGGAAACAUCAAGAGGAUAGUCCACACUAGUCAUUGGAAGGAGAUGGAGAAAACCUUGGCUGCUCUAGUUCAAGCGAUGAUGGCUCAAGAAAACCAGCAGUCCGUCGGAGGCCAGCACCCCUGUCUUUCGCCGGGAAAACAGAGCUCUAAUUGUGCAGACAUAAACGACAAACUACAGAGCGUUUCGAAGGAAAUAAAUGCUUCAGAUACAUUCCAAACUACCCCAGGAAUGAUUUCCCUGGAAAGAAUCGAGGCAAUGAAUCAUCAAACAGCAAGUCCCAAUUCUGCAGAAGCUCUUCUGCAAAAACCAGAGUUCGACUCCGAAAACGGGUAUCUCGUCGGAAAGAUUGAGCACGAGUCGAGCAAAACCAGCAAAGGGAAUCAGUUUCUAGAUGAUUAUGGAAAGUGUAUGCAACUCGACAGCGACUUAAAUCGGCCGGAAAUCAAAACACCCAAAGUUCCGGAAUUGCAAAAUUCUGCAAAAACGUUCAAAUUUCAGAAUGGUGGGAACACUAAAAUCGUCGAUUCUUUGAUUACUGAGGCUGGUCAAGACCUGGGAAUGUUUGAAAGGUUGAUAUGGAAGCCGUUUGAACAAGAUUUGAGUGGUCAAUUGGAGUGGGUAGGCUUGAAUAAAGAAAUCCCAAGUUUGCAGGUUCCGCCGGAGUUCGUUAUUGCGACAGGAGGUUCUGGGCAACUUCUACUUUAUUUCCCGGCUGUUGGGGGUAUGAGAAAGCCCAAAAGAGUUGAAGUUCUCAAAGGUGAAGUCCAAGCCCAAAUGGCCAAAGCCCAAAAUAAAGAGAAGUGAGCCCAAAGGAGAUAUCUGACAACCGAGGCGCAUAGGGACAAAAGCUCUGACAAGAGCCACAUAGCGACAGAGACAUGUAACAGGAGGAAACAUACGGAAAGCUGAACGGCUUAGGUCAUGCGCCUUGGAUAUCUGACGUGGGUGUCAGAUGGUCGAGGCGCAUGGCAAAAAGGAAGGUACAAAGCAUUAAUCACCAUGCUGACGUAGGGCGGAUUUGGGGGGCAAUGGUCGGGAAGGCUCCUAGUAUAAAUAGGAGAGUAGGCAAACUUCAUUACUCAGGUUGGGUUCUCUCACUAAAACCUCCUUCUACUUCUCUCUCUACGAUGUGGUGCUAACUUGACCGUCGGAGGUCUAACGGGCGAAGUAAGUCCGCUGUGCGCUUUGAGUGCAGAGAUCCAUGCGCCUCGAAAGGAGUGAAGGAAAGAAGUGCGUACGAACCGGGGAAGCGCACAGUGGCCUGAACGAUCAGUUGUGCGCUUUGUGAGUAGAGGUCCAUGCGCCCCGGAAGAAAGAGUGAAGGGAAGAAGUGCGUAUGGAUCAAGGAAGUGUAAGGUGGCUCAAGCAAUUGGCGCGCCAGAUAGGGGGAUAUGACCAAGAGUGUGACAACGAGACGCAUGGAGACGACCACCAGAAAGGAGGGGAAGCGCAUGGGAAGGAGGAACUUGCGAUCAAGAUAAUGAGCCUGCUAGGUCGGGAGGCGCCUCGCUUACCAAGAGGGACUUUAUGAGGGUCAUUAGGGAUCAUGACCAGGUGCUAGAAUCAACAAAAAAAAAAAGAGAGAGAGAGAUUGAGGCAAAAAAAAAAAAUGUGGUGAAGGAACUUGAAGGAGUAAGCACGGAGGCGAGCCUCCUUGAAAGUAAAAAGAAAAGGAGGUCACAAUUGUUGGUGAAAGUGAAACGCAUACACCAUCAAACAACAACAAGUUGCUGAUGCAGAAGGGCCUGCGACUCUAUGUGUACUAGAGCCUGAUUUCAGGAGCUUGAGACGCAUGGAGACGACCACCAAAAAGGAGGGGAAGCGCAUGGGAAGGAGGAACUUUCGAUCAAGAUAAUGAGCCUGCUAGGUCGGGAGGCGCCUCGCUUACCAAGAGGGACUUUAUGAGGGUCAUUAGUGAUCAUGACCAGGCGCUAGAAUCAACAACAACAAGAAAAAAAAAGAGAUUGAGGCGGAAAAAAAAAUUUGGUGAAGGAACUUGAAGGAGUAAGCACGGAGGCGAGCCUCCUUGAAAGUAAAAAGAAAAGAGGUCACAAUUGUUGGUGAAAGUGAAACGCAUACGCCAUCAAACAACAACAAGUUGCUGAUGCAGAAGGGCCUGCGACUCUAUGUGUACUAGAGCCUGAGAUUGGACGCACGAGGGAGGGAGCAAACAAAGACAACGACAGUUCAAAAACCAUAAGCCCCACCUCAGAUGGAUGUUAUGCACUAGAGCGGAAGAUCUUGUUAUUUUACGAGAGGAGCGCAUAUACCACCGAGCCCCACGUUUCCUCGCCGAUUCUCUAAAUUUGAAGGCGCUCUGUGGAGGAAGUCUAGAAAUUUUGGGCCACCAGAGAGUAGUUGAAAGAAGUCAGAAAUUAAUCUUUAUAGCUAGAUAGAUAGAUAGAAAGAAGGAAGCGUCUAGGUGGUUAUGAGCUACAGGGAGAAGAAGAAGUGGAAAAGAGAGAGAGAUAAAAGCAAAAGCAAUGAAACGCAUGGGAAAAACAAUAAUAGAGCGCUUCGGAAGUGGUGAUGUCUCGGCAAGGAUUAAAAAAAAAUAUAUAUAAAAAAAAAAAUCGUGAUAUGAGUGUCCCUGCCCUAGCUCAAAGAGAGCUUAUUACCUCAAUACGUCUUCAAGACCAGGUCCUCAAGGCGCCUCCUCAACCUUUUUCUGGACCAGGCGUGCAUCUGCCCACGAUGUCUGGGCGACGAGUCCAAUUUACCCGAGGCCAGAGCAGGACAGCCCACGAAGGGCCCAAGCGCCCAUCUCAUUAACUAAAAAAAGUAAGCACUUGAU